Molecule: messenger RNA, 1223 nt
Organism: Owenia fusiformis
Lineage: Eukaryota; Metazoa; Annelida; Polychaeta; Sabellida; Oweniidae
Source: the annotation of a GenBank genome assembly
AUGGCUGAAAUGGAGAUCACUCCCAUGGAUGGUCUUGCAUCGUCUAUUGCUAAACUGUGUUCUAAAAUGGACAGUGUUGUAAAAUCUGUGGAUGCUAACACGUUAUCUUUACAAGACUUGAAACAAAGUUUUGAUGCAACUUCCAAAAAGGUUGAUGAUAACAACUCUGAAAUAGAGUCCCUUAAGGCUGAUAAUAGUAAACUUACACGCUAUAUUGGGAUACUUGAGGGCAGGAUUAACAGGCUCGAACUUAAGUCUGAUCAACAUGAUGAUGACUUGGAAGAUCUAAGACUCCGCAGUAUGCGCUUAAACGUGUGUUUCUACAAUGUUCCUGAACAAAAGGGUGAAGAUGUUAAACUUGUGGUUCUCGGAAUCCUGACCAAGGCAAUGGGUAUACCUAUUGAGGCAAUUCGCUCAUCCUCUAAUCUAGCUGGUUCAGUUAUGAUUGAUGUAGCACAUAGAUUUGGAGGAGGUAGAACAAGGCCUAUUGUUGUACGCUUUUCGGACCGUUCAGGCCAAAUGUUGGUGAUGUCUCAUGCCAAAAACCUAAAAAACAGUUAUGUGAACAUUUCUGACCAACUGCCUAACACAAUGAACAGAAAACAUGUUGCCCAACUUCCCAAGCUAAAAUCGCUACGCUCAGAAAAUAAUGGAGUCCAGGGAUUUAAGGCUCAUCUUAACAGGGGUGUACUUGUGGUUAAUGGAGUAAAGCAAGAUCCAGGGUUUGUGAACAAUCCCCUCGAUCUACAGCUUAAGGAUAUAUCCCCCGACAUAUGCAGGGACGAUAUUGCAGCCUCCAAAGUACACAUGCGUUAUAAUAAUAUCAUCCAAGGGUUUUGCUGCAACGUUGCUGACAAGUCACAAGCGAAAGCAGCCCUGGCUACUCUUAUCAGUGAUUGUGAUGUGAGUAAUGCAGAUCACCUCUCGUAUGCGUACCGAAUAGUUGCUGACUCGGGUCUCCAAGAAGGCAACAAUGAUGACAGAGAUUAUGGCACCAGUAGGAUUAUACUCGACAGAAUGCAAGAACUUAACAUUUUGAAUGCCACCGUUGGCAUUUCACGUGUGAACAAAGGCAAACUCAAUGAUAAAGUCCUAAAAGAACUGGUCCUGGAGAGCUGUAAUGAAGCACUGAGGAAAGCUGGACUCAUACAAGCUUAAUUUCAUGAUCAACGUAUGAUCACCCUAGUUGAUUCUUAGUAAUCAUGGUUAGAUUACUGCAUUGC